AUGCUGCGGUACACUCUCGGCGUGUGGUGCGUGAAGCCUGCGCGGGUACGUUGGCACCCCCUCGGCGCGUCGCACUUCGACGUCUGCGUCAUUGGCGCCGGGCCCGCCGGUAUCGCCGCCACACUUCGCGCCGUCGACUACAAGAAGCGUGUGUGCCUCAUUGAGGCGAGCCGAGUUGGCGGCUGCGACCUGUGGAACGGCGCGCUGCAGUCGAAGGUCAUGUGGGAGAUGUCGAACUUCUUGGUCAAGGCGAACGGCAGCGCUGCAAUGCGUGUGUACAACACCACAAUCUCGAACUUCAUGGAGCUUGACGAGGAGCGGAUGCGGGAGUGUCUCAUCCGCAGCAGCGAGAUGCGGGAGGCGCAGAUCCUCGCGGCCCUGCGCGCGGCCGACGUGUCGCUCAUGUACGGCCGCGCCUUCUUCGCGAGCUCGCACAAGGUAGAGGUGCGCAACCGCGAGACGAAGGAGUACCGCACGGUGACCGCCGACUACUUCAUCAUUGCCACUGGCUCCACGCCGAUGAAGCACCCGUUCGUGCAGAUCGACCAGAAGCGCGUCGUGACAUCCGACGAGCUGAUGAUGAUGCCGCUGCCGCGCAGCAUGGUGGUGGUUGGCGCCGGCGUGCUGGGCAGCGAGUUCGCCGCCAUUUACGCGCGGCUCGGCCGGACGAAGGUGUACCUGCUGGACAAGGCGGAGCGCAUCAUGCCGAAGGAGGACGACGACGUCGUGGCGGAGAUACAGGGCAGCAUGGAGGCGCACGGCGUGGUGAUCCACCAGGACGCGAUGCUGUACAACAUGCAGUCGUGGGAAGAGGACGAUGCAGAGAUGCGCGAGCACCCGGAGGACCCGACGCGUCGCAGCGGCGUGCGCUACACCAUCAUGCAGCGCAAAACGCGCGAGCUGCAGACGUACGAGGUGGAGCGGGCCCUCAUCGCGGUCGGGCGCCACCCAAACUACUACGGGCUCGGGCUGCAGAACACACAGUGUACGCUGCGCAACGGGACGCUCGUACUCGACGCGUACGGCAGGUGCAUGGGGCAGAGCCACAUCUACGCCGUCGGCGACGCGGCUGACGACUCCAAGCUGGUGAGCGUCGGUGAGGCGAAAGGGCGGCUCGCGGUGGACCACAUGUUCAGCCUGCAGCUGGUCGAGCCGCCGUCGACAAGCUUCACGCGGCUCGUCUUCCUCACCGUCGCCCUCGCCGGGGUCGGUAUGAACGAGCAGGAGUGCCGCAAGCAGCGGGUAUCGUACGUGAUGGCAAAGUACGGCUUCGAUCUUUGCAGCCGCACCAUCGCCGCCGACUGCACCGCGGGCUUCGUGAAGAUCCUUGCCACCAACGACAGUAGGAAGACCUUGCUAGGGGUGCGGGUGGUGGGCAUGAACGCAAGCACCAUCAUCGAGCUCGCCUCCGCCGCCAUUCGGCGCAAGCAGACGGCGUACGAGCUGUGUGAGCUGCUCACGGCAUACCCCUCCGUCUCGCAGGCGUUCCUCGAGUGCCUGCGCGUCAUCCUCGGCUGUUCGACGCUGAAGCCCGGCACAUUCCCCAACCUCGUGUGCGAGACGUGGACGCCGUCGGAUUACGUGCGAGGCCGCGCCCAUGUUGAACACGCACCACCAGCAGCAGUAGCAGCAGCAGCAGCAGCCGCACACGAAGAGGGGGAUGCGCAGGCAACGACGCAGACUUACCGGGAGCAUUUCCCACACACGUUGACGGAGGGGCGGCACGAGGCAAAGGCAGACACUUCGGCUUCCCUUUCUCAUCCCUCCUCCUCCUCUUCCUCCUCCUCAGUUGCUUCUUCGCCUUCGUCGUCUGGCCGGACGGCUUCCGCUUCAUCUUGUAAGGACCCCCUUCCCGGGGCGUUUUUCUUCCAUUGA
Trypanosoma grayi is the source of this 1875-nucleotide messenger RNA. Its product is annotated as putative dihydrolipoamide dehydrogenase, putative,acetoin dehydrogenase e3 component. The transcript has a single exon. Lineage: Eukaryota; Euglenozoa; Kinetoplastea; Trypanosomatida; Trypanosomatidae. The record is from RefSeq and is a predicted model, not a curated record. Gene Ontology annotation, cellular component: oxoglutarate dehydrogenase complex; mitochondrion. Bases 1 to 1875 code for a protein of 624 amino acids. Gene Ontology annotation, molecular function: dihydrolipoyl dehydrogenase (NADH) activity; flavin adenine dinucleotide binding.